Messenger RNA from Cyprinodon tularosa, 1738 nucleotides. It is a transcript of the gene tmem165, whose product is annotated as transmembrane protein 165. The transcript has 5 exons. Lineage: Eukaryota; Metazoa; Chordata; Actinopteri; Cyprinodontiformes; Cyprinodontidae. The record is from RefSeq and is a predicted model, not a curated record. Gene Ontology annotation, biological process: Golgi calcium ion transport; manganese ion transmembrane transport; Golgi calcium ion homeostasis. Gene Ontology annotation, molecular function: calcium ion transmembrane transporter activity; manganese ion transmembrane transporter activity. Bases 130 to 1038 code for a protein of 302 amino acids. Gene Ontology annotation, cellular component: Golgi apparatus.
UUUCACCGUGACGUGUUACAGAGGAGUCCGUCAAAAUGAACUUUUUUCUUAUUGUUUAUGAUGAAACGAAGUGAAUUCUAGGGUAGAAACAGUCCUACAGCUCGUGUCGGCUCGCUUUGAGUAGCAAUAAUGCCUGUGUUGGUUGGAGGAAGAGAUGGAGCGGCUAACAGGAAUCUGCCCUUUCUGUUCGCCGCCGUGUUGUUGCUGUCGGUCGGAGUUGCAGCUAUUCAGGAUGAGCAGAAAGCGAUGCAGGAUCAGCCCCAACAGGAGAAAGCCUCAAGUCCCCAUCCAGCAGGGCCGAUCGUCACUGAGAAUGGCCCCAGUAAAGAAAACCUGGGUUUCAUCCAUGCCUUUGUGGCCUCCUUUUCUGUCAUCAUCGUCUCAGAGUUGGGGGAUAAGACCUUUUUCAUUGCAGCCAUCAUGGCCAUGCGUUAUAAUCGCCUCACCGUGCUGACAGGGGCCAUACUGGCCCUCUGGGUCAUGACUUGCCUUUCAGUAUUGUUUGGGUAUGCUACUACAAUCAUCCCUCGAAUCUACACAUACUAUGUGUCGACUGCUUUGUUUGCCAUUUUUGGGGUGCGCAUGUUGAGGGAGGGACUGAAAAUGAGUCCAGAUGAAGGGCAGGAAGAGCUUGAGGAGGUGCAAGCAGAGAUCAAGAAGAAAGAUGAGGAACUUCAGCGCUCAAAGCUGGCUAAUGGAACUCCAGACGUGGAGGCGGGAACAGGAAGCACCGUCCCUCAGUCUAAAUGGCCCAAACUAAUUUCCCCCAUCUUCAUCCAAGCCUUCACGCUUACCUUCCUGGCAGAGUGGGGGGAUCGUUCACAGCUCACCACCAUUAUUCUAGCUGCCAGAGAGGAUCCAUUUGGAGUCGCAGUAGGAGGCACGAUUGGGCAUUGCUUGUGUACAGGACUGGCCGUAAUUGGAGGAAGAAUGAUCGCUCAGAAAAUAUCUGUGCGGACGGUUACGAUCAUCGGAGGGAUUGUAUUUCUGGCCUUUGCCUUAUCUGCCCUGUUUAUCAAGCCAGAAGCUGGAUUUUAAUUGUUGGAGGGGAAAAAAAGGACAUUUUGUAAAUAAGUGCAAGAUAUAAAGAGACUUUAGUUUGACUCUGUACUUAGAGGUCUCUAUUUCAGAGUCCCACCAGUUGGGUUUUUUUUCUUUUUCUCCAUGUUGAUUCUUAGCUAUUCAGGUCAUGAUGGUCGAGGGUAUUUCAACAGAAGACAAGACUUCCUAAGAAGAAAGCAAGUCUUGAUUUCUUCUGUUUCAACCCCUUGUCUGAUGUGUUUCCUAAGAUAUUUUUUCCCCUUCUGUUUGUGAAUCGUAAGCUAGUUCUCUGAUUUCCCACGAGUUUAAAAGUGCACACGUCACAGUGAAAGGGGGUGCUGCUGCUCACUUUCAGUACGUUUCAUCCCAACUGAAAGUCUGAAUUGUUAUUAGGAAAGACCCCCUACUUUCAGCUAGUUUUUACUUUGGUGUAACGAACUGCUGGCGGGACAAGCUGCAGCCUGAAGGGGAAGAAGCGCUGUGCUCUCUUUUAAGAGCUUUAUUCACAUCAUAAGGACUUAUGAAAAAAGCGGGUGGAAGCCAACGUCUUACUCAACAUACACAGCUGUUUCUCAAACAACCUGGUAUUAAGGACUUUCCCCACUCUGUACUCUUAUAGUUGGCAGCUUUAGCUUUCAGUUGCAUGUUACAGUACAGACCUAGGAGCCUGUGUUUAUUCUUUAUUCAUGAAUAACUU